Messenger RNA from Sesamum indicum (sesame), 1149 nucleotides. RefSeq names its product micronuclear linker histone polyprotein-like protein. The record is from RefSeq and is a predicted model, not a curated record. Lineage: Eukaryota; Viridiplantae; Streptophyta; Magnoliopsida; Lamiales; Pedaliaceae.
AUGAAAGAGAGAGGCAAAGCUGUGGAAGCUUUUAACAACGAUUUCUCAGAAUUCAACUUCUCAGCCGCAUCAGAAAUCCCAUGCAAGAAACACCCGAGUUCAUCGUCUGUGGGAAUCUGCGCUUACUGCCUCAAAGACAGGCUUGUGAAACUGGUUUGCUCCGAGUGUGGGGAGCAGCGUCUUUCUUCCUGCUCUUGCUCUGAUGUCUCCUCUUCGUAUCGCAAUUCUUGUAGCACGAUGGAAGUGGGGAGUGUUGGCCGGGUCUCAUUUCUGAUAGAGAAUGAGAAGAUUGAUUCCCAACAAAGUAACAAUCCAAAUCCCAAGUCUAAAAGAGGAGAAGAGAAGGCGGAACAAGUCAUAUUUCUCAGGAGGAGCAGCAGCAGCUGUGUGGAGGUCAAGAAAAGCAAUGGUUUUUGGAGGAUUAAGAGGUUAUUCAAGAAGAAAAGAAACAAGGGGUCUGAGAAAAACGGUGAAUUUUCUGAUGAGAAAAGUGAGAUUUGGGUUUCUGAUGUUAUGGGUGUGUCUAGGUCUAGAUCACUCUGCAGUUUCAGGGGUGGUGGUGGGCACAACGAUCUUGAUGAAGGCAGUGAAUAUCGCUUCUCUAGUGCCAAGAUUUCUGAUGUAACUAGUGGGAUCUUUCUUGAUUCUGAUAAGCAAUGUGGGUUCUACAGCGAAUCUGAACCGAGAAAAAGUGGUUUUAGAGGCUUUUUUGAUGCUGACAAUGGUGUUGAUUUCAAAGGGGGUAGAAGGGGUGGCGGCCAAACUCUCAUUGAUCUUGAUAGAGUUCACAGGAGUGUUUUUCCAGCCAAGGAAAGUGAUUUCAGCGCCAUGGAUGAGUCUGCUUUCAUUGAUUUGAAGCUUGAUUUGUCGUCUGAAUCGAAGCAAGAACUAUCUGCUGCUAGAAUCAGUGGAGCUUCUGAUCAUGGUGUUAGCUUCAAAAGUGAGAGUUUUGAGACUGGAGGAAGUCUUGCAAAUAUGAAAAGUAAUGGGGUUUUAGGGAAUGGUGGUGGCUCUUGCCGGAUCACGGUGAAUGAAAGAGGAUUGAAAAGGGGUAGCAGUAGCCACAAGGUCUGGAAAUGGAUUUUUAAGUAUCAUCCAGCAAACAAGAACAAAGAGAGCAACAGUUUGAAAUCUUGCAAUCAUGUUUGA